AUGGGAUUUCAAAAAUGUCCAGUAGAAUUUGGAGUAUAUGUGAAGUCAUUCGGACAACAAAGCACACUGCUGAUAUGUCUGUAUGUUGAUGAUCUUCUUAUAACAGGAGAUUCUGAAGAAGAGAUUGCAGAAUUUAAAAGACGCAUGAAAGAAGAAUAUGAUAUGACCGAUCUUGGUCAAUUGAGUUACUUCCUCGGAUUGGAGUUUGUGCAGAGAGCAAAUGGGAUUUUGAUUCAUCAAAGAAGAUAUGUUAAUGAAGUCCUGAAGAGGUUCAACAUGUUAAAUUGCAACAACACUGUAGUUCCAAUUAUGGUAAAUUUAAAGCUGUCUAACCUGGAAGAAGAGAGAAAGGUAGAUGCAACUCUCUUCAAACAAAUAGUAGGAUCACUCAGAUUUUUGUGUAAUAGCAGACCGAACAUCAACUUUGCAGUUGGAUUGGUGAGCAGAUUCAUGAGUGAUCUGAGACAUACUCACCGCAUCACAGCCAAGCAUAUUCUACGGUACUUGAAAGCAACAACAGAUUUUGGAUUGUUCUUUCCCAAAGGAUACAACAGUUUGAAUAGAGUGUUGGAGGCCUGGAGUGACUCAGAUUGGUGUGGUGAUCAGGUGGAGAGGAAAAGCACGCAUGGUUACUUGUUCAAGUAUGGAGGAGCAUCAAUCUCUUGGUGCUCUAGAAAGCAAAAUGUUGUAGCACUUUCUUCAUGUGAAGUGGAGUACAUUGCCUCUGCUGAAACAGCGUGUCAAAGCACUUGGUUGGAAGCUAUUCUCGAUGAAUUGAAGGUUGAAUACAAGAAACCUGUAUAG
Vigna angularis (adzuki bean) is the source of this 804-nucleotide messenger RNA. RefSeq lists its product as uncharacterized. The transcript has a single exon. Lineage: Eukaryota; Viridiplantae; Streptophyta; Magnoliopsida; Fabales; Fabaceae. The record is from RefSeq and is a predicted model, not a curated record. Bases 1 to 804 code for a protein of 267 amino acids.